UACCCUUUGGGACAUACCUACUGCGAGCACAUACUGAACGUUAAAGAAGAUCCGGUAGUCUUGCCUACAUAUUUGUGGAGUCGCCAGAUGCGACCGUCGUUAAUAAUUAUGCCACAUCAUUAUAACUUUGGUGGAUUUUUGCAGACGCACCCGUGAUAAAGUUUAAUGCAUAAAUUAGGCACAGUAAGAGGUGGACGACAGCAAAUAAUAACAAAAGAGAACCGCGAUAAUAAUGGACGGCGAGACAAGUCAUCACAGCGGAGAGUCAAUAAGAACUUAUUACACGAUGGGAAAUGAGAAAAUAGCAGCCGCUGAAGUCCACUGAAGGUAUUCUUUAAGCCUGUGAUUGAAGACCUCAGCAUGGAAUUGGCCAAAAAAUGCACCAAACUCAUUAGUGACAUUCAUUAUAAAGAAGAAUAUAAAAAGUCUAAGGACAAGUGUACGUUUGUGCCUGACACGCCCAUGCUAAACCAUGUAAAAAACAUUGGUGCUUUUAUUUCUGAGGCAAAAUACAAAGGCGCCAUUAAGAAGAAUCUUUCCAAUUCUCUGUAUAGGCAGAUGCCAGCCACAAUUGAUAGUGUCUUUGCAAGAGAAGUUACCCAGCUUCAGAGUGAGGUUGCCUAUAAGCAGAAACAUGAUGCUGCCAGAGGACUCUCAGAUUAUGCUCAUAUGAAGGAGCCACCCGAGAUCAAACAUGCCAUGGAGGUCAAUAAACACCAGAGUAAUAUUUCUUAUAGAAAAGAUGUACAGGGCACCCACACGUACAGUGCGGAUCUCAACAGACCAGACAUCAAGAUGGCAACGCAGAUCUCCAAGAUCAUAAGCAAUGCAGAGUACAAGAAAGGGCAAGGAGUAAUGAAUAAAGAGCCUGCUGUAAUUGGAAGACCAGAUUUCGAACAUGCUGUGGAAGCUUCUAAACUUUCUAGUCAAAUUAAAUACAAAGAAAAAUUUGAUAGUGAAAUGAAGGAUAAGAAACAUCGUUACAAUCCUCUUGAAAACGCUUCUUUUAGGCAAAGUCAGCUUGUCACUGCACUGGUGAGCGAUGUGAAGUACAAGAAAGACAUUCAAAAUAUGCAUGAUCCAGUCUCGGAUCUCCCAAACUUGUUCUUAGACCAUGCUUUGAAAGCCAGCAAAAUGCUCAGCCGACGGGAGUAUAGAAAGCUUUUUGAGGAAAACAAAGGAAUGUACCAUUUUGAUGCGGACGCCACUGAACACUUGCACCAUAAAGGCAACGCCAAGCUCCAGAGUCAGGUUAAGUAUAAAGAAGAGUAUGAGAAAAAUAAGGGGAAAUCGAUGCUUGAAUUUGUUGAGACGCCAUUGUAUCAAGCUUCAAAGGAGGCUCAAAAGAUGCAUAGUGAGAAAGUUUACAGAGAGGAUUUUGAGAAGGAGAUUAAAGGGAGGUCAUCACUCGAUUUAGACAAGACUCCAGAAUUUUUACAUGUUAAGUACAUCACCAACCUUCUGAAAGAGAAGGAAUAUAAAAAAGACUUGGAAAAUGAAAUAAGAGGGAAAGGAAUGGAACUUAACUCAGACGUUCUUGACAUUCAGCGAGCAAAACGCGCAUCUGAAAUGGCAAGUGAGAAAGAAUACAAGAAAGACCUGGAGUCAAAAAUUAAAGGGAGGGGGAUGCACAUUGGCACUGACACCCUUGAAAUACAACAUGCCAAGAAAGCUUCAGAGAUAGCUAGUCAGAAAGACUAUAAGAGAGAUCUGGAGACUGAAAUAAAAGGGAAGGGCAUGCAGGUGGGCACAGACACUCCUGAUAUCCAGAGAGCUAAGAAGGCAUCCGAAAUGGCCAGCCAGAAAGAAUAUAAGAAAGACUUGGAAAAUGAAAUUAAAGGGAAAGGGAUGCAAAUAAGCAUGGAUAUCCCGGACAUGCUUCGAGCCAAGAGGGCAUCGGAGAUCUAUAGCCAGAAAAAGUAUAAAGACGAAGCAGAGAAGAUGCUUUCUAGCUAUUCUUCAGUGGCAGAUAGUCCUGAAAUGCAGAGAAUCAAGACAACUCAACAAAACAUUAGUGCGGUAUUUUAUAAGAAAGAAGUAGGAGCUGGCACGGCCAUAAAAGAUACUCCAGAGACUGAACGAGUGAAGAAAAAUCAGCAGAAUAUUAGUUCACUCCGGUACAAAGAGCCGUGCCACAAAGCCACGCCCGUGAGCGUCACGCCAGAGAUGGAGAGGGUGAGGAGAAACCAGGAGCAGCUGAGUGCGGUAAAAUACAAAGGAGGGGUUAAACAAGCAACUUCAAUUUCUGAUCCACCAGAGCUGAAGAGAGCUAAAGAAAACCAGAAGAACCUCAGCAAUGUUUAUUAUAAAGGUCAGCUGGGAAGAGCCACAGCUUUAAGCGUAACUCCUGAAAUGGAAAGAGUGAAGAAGAAUCAAGAAAAUCUUAGUUCGGUAAAAUAUACCCAGGACCAUAAACAGAUGAAAGGUAGAUCAAGUCUGAUUUUAGAUACGCCUGGUCUGAGAUAUGUCAAAGAAGCACAAAAUCAUAUUUCCAUGGUAAAAUAUCAUGAAGAUUUUGAAAAGACGAAGGGCAGAGGCUUUACUCCUGUUGUAGAUGACCCCGUGACAGAGCGAGUGAGGAAGAACACCCAGGUUGUCAGCGAUGCGGCCUACAAGGGCGUCCAUCCUCACAUUGUGGAGAUGGACCGGAGACCUGGAAUCAUUGUUGACCUCAAAGUUUGGCGCACAGAUCCUGGCUCCAUCUUCGACAUUGAUCCCCUGGAAGACAAUAUUCAGUCUAGAAGUCUCCAUAUGCUCUCUGAAAAGGCGAGUCACUAUAGGAGACAUCGUUCUCGCUCUCAUUCGAGCAGUACUUUUGGCACAGGUCUGGGAGACGACAAGUCAGAAAUAUCCGAGAUUUACCCCAGCUUUUCUUGCUGCAGUGAGGUAACCAGGCCAUCGGACGAAGGAGCACCUGUCCUUCCUGGAGCCUAUCAGCAAAGCCAUUCUCAAGGCUAUGGGUACAUGCACCAGACCAGCCUGUCAUCCGUGAGGUCAAUGCAGCACUCACCAAAUCUAAGGACCUACCGAGCCAUGUACGAUUACAGCGCCCAGGACGAAGACGAAGUCUCCUUCAGGGACGGCGACUACAUCGUCAACGUGCAGCCCAUCGACGACGGCUGGAUGUACGGCACGGUGCAGAGAACUGGGAAAACGGGGAUGCUCCCGGCGAAUUACAUCGAGUUUGUUAAUUAAUUAUCUCCCCUUGUCUUUGAGCUUUAUUCUAAUGUAUACUAGACCUAAUCUUUUUAAAGGCUAGAAGAUACUUUUAAGACAACUUGGCAGUUAUUUUACAAUAAUCUCUCUCUACUUUGACAAUUAGACACGCAGGUACCAGGAAGAGGGAAUGACUUCUGGGCUGAAAACAGCAGCAUUUUCAGGAAUUGCUGUAAACAAAAUCGUUAGGUCUGGAGACCCUGGUGCUGCUAACUGUGUUAAUGGUUUCCUUUGACUGGCUUUCGAACACUGCUGGGAAAUGUAUUUUUGUAGACUUUAAUAGAGAUGUUGAGUGUCCCUUAAAUGUAACAAGUCUCUGAAACUUCUUAGCUGUCACUUUGGAACCACCAGAAGCCGAUUCUCUUAAUUCAGUAACACGGCCAAUGGUUUAAAAACAGUUAGCUUUUGAGUCAUUGGGGAAUUUCCAAUUCAAGUGAAAAUUGCCUAAUAUAAUAAACGUAAGCAGUGGCAGAAUGACAGUUUGGUUACAAUUAUACUGACUGGUGGCCUUAGGGACCUAGAAACUUCUACCGAACAGACAUUUCCUUGUUCCCUAGGCUGACUUGGGUCUAUUUAUUUCUCAUUUGUAUCAAGGGAUACCCUUCUCUCCACUUACAUCCUGUGGGCCCGAGUCUACGCUUGACUGCACAGAAUGUCAGGACCAAAUGAUGUCACAGCUACUCCGCAAAGGGCAAAGUUUAAAGUCAUCGCUGUUCUUUCCCUAGUGGCUUUUACCCUGCUGCAUGUCACGUAGGUUCAAGCUCUGUAACAUAGGCAGCCGCACUGCCCGUCCCUGUUAUGAAAACAAAAACCGUGGCUGAUAACCUCACAGCCCCUCCCUCUAGCGGCCAGCUCAUCAGAAAAACAUCUUUUGAAAAGUUGCUUGAGAUCCUCUUGCUGUCCUGCACUCUAGUUUCGAAGGAUUUACACCUUUAGGAAAUAGACGUCUACUCUAGCACAUAAGUGGUUUAGGUGUUUACUGAGCAACUUUCAUUAACUUAAUGCCGCCGUUGAUUGAAAAGGAAAGAAAACGGACCAGGAGCCAGUGACGACGCAGUGUACUAGAGGCGACACGCGAGCAAAAAGUCCCCCCCUCCACACCGAGAUGAGCCGGUUUCCUGUUUUGGAAAACGGCAUUCAGAUCUGGGAAUGGAAAUCUAGCCACCGAAACCGCUUAGACUUGGAAAGACUUCCCUUCCACUUUCUUCCGGUUUUUCUUUUCUAAACCACAUUCAGGGGGUAAGGUGAAAUUGCCAACCGAGAUUUUAGGUAUAGGCCCAAGAGGUUGUCCACUGAAAAAAGCAACUGUUGUCCUGUCUCGAAUUUGAAAUGAGAGACCUUGCAGGCUCUUUCUGGACUCACGGCCAUGCCACAGCCCUUGCUGGUGGCUCACGGAGGUUCGCCUGUGGUCCACAGUCUAGAUCACUGGAGAAAUGAACGUCCGUCAGCGACUCUGUGUUUUUCUGAUGGGCUCAGACGUGCAAGAGGGUAGUGUUUUUGGAGGUCUGGCUCUACAGACUCACUCUACAGUGACGAAGCUGGAAAAGCCAAGUCACAGAAAUACGGUAAAAUGUAUGGAUCUUGGGGAUAUCUCCCUUCUAUAGUAUAUGCAAAGAAAUUAACAAAACAUCCUAUAAAGUACCUUUUUUUUGAAGUGUUUAGGAGUCCAAAACCAAAUGCUAACUCAUUUAUACCUUUUGAAAAAUUAGCACAUACUUUUGAAAAUCGAUAGUUUCAUUCGAUCCGGCUAAAAGAACAAAUAAAACUUUGUUACACUCGAGCUGCAUCUGUAAGACAUUCACAGAAAGAGAAAAGACAGGAAUUUGGGUAAAAAAAAACUAGAGAGUCUUUUUGAGGGGGUUUCACAGAUUACUACAUAACCAACUGGACUGAUUUUUUCUAUCAGUGAAAUGGUCGGUCAUGAUUAAAUCGACCCCAUUCGUGUUUUGAUCGUCUCGUAGGCAAACCGACAAAGACAAGCUGAAAUUGAAACAUUCUUACAAAAAUUUCUGUGCAUUAAAACCUAGGGCAAUGAACUUGCUCGAUUUACUUAUAUUUCCCCCAGACAGUCCGCUUUUUGUGACGCCGUUGAUGACAUCUGCAGACUAAGUGUGGGACGGGUACAGUUUUUGAGAAAUAGCACAUUUGAACAGCAGCAGACUUGACAUGAUGCUUAUAAUUUUGAGAAAAUACCGUAAGGCAGCAGUUUGAUGCUCCACGGUCAUUCUCAUCCACUAAUUUCAAAAUCAGAUUCAUGGAAUGUAGAAGUCAAUAAUUAUUAGGGGAAUAAUUCUCCUAAGAUUGGAAGCGUCCCAUAAUGUUUGCACAGAGGGAUGUUUCUGCUCCCAGCCUCUAGGAAUCAAGGCCUGCUCAGAAUUUAACUAGAGAGCAGUUACUCUACCAUAAAGACUGAGGGAGACCGAGAUGUCACGUGCUCCCGACCCCAUAACUUGAUAAUGUCACUGUUAUUAAAACUUGUCAGGAUAUCGAGCAUCUCGGCAGAAAUACAGGAAACAUACAUGUAUAAUACCAAAGUGCUAUUUUUACAGGAUCAUUUUUCAAAACUACAUUCUCGAACAGGGGUUCCACUUUGCACGCGCCUCCCCCCUUCAAUUUGGCGACCCGUAUCUCAUACAUAACGCUGGCGGCGAAAGAAGGGUUGGAAAAAAAAUCCGUCUUUUACAAAUCAAGUUAAAGGAGACUGGGAAAUGUUCAAGCACAGGGAGCAUGCACUUGAUUUUCUGAAUCUGAUGCAUUCUCAAGCCUGAUAAAAAGCACAAAGGAGCAGGUUGACAUGUGCGUAUAAGGUUCCCGAAACACAACUCCACGUGGAUCCUGUCUCUCUUGAGAAAAGCAGAGCCAACAGGAUAGAGGACCUCUGUUGUCAGUUUUUGUAGCAAGCGUUUUUACUAAUUCUCGUUCUCUAGGGAGGAUUUCUAUUUCUCACCUGUGGCAAAACAAAUUUCUUCACACCUUCUUGUCCUCGUUUACACAUCCGCAGCGUAGCCCAGUUUAAAAUUUGUAUCUGGUUGUCAGAUCCCCGCGUGGUCCCUGCCUGUUCCUCAGGCUUCCCCCACCUCCAGAGACCACACAGGAAUUUGCCAGCACAAUUUCUCCGGGCACCUUGUGUGAACAUGGAUGAGGUUGGACUGGCCCCUCUCUUGCCAAAGAGCUUGGUUCUUUGCUCGAAGAUGAUGGAGAUGUGGUGUUGGCAGGCCGCCCGCGGUCUUUCUCCCCUGUCAUCUCCCCGUCGGGCUUGAUGACGCUGCGGGAGGGCGGGAACCAGACUUUUCUCGAACAGUGAAGUUCAGGAGGUACAUACAUCUCUUUUUCAGGUGCGUCCAUGUGCAGCGAAAUGUUUUUAAUGAAAAGAUAAAGAAAACGUGUGUGAUCCUUUAAUAACACAUCCCCUUUAUAAAGUGGAUGGAGUUUAUACCAAAAUUAUAGUAUAGAUAUAUUUUAAAAAGGUGCCUUUUUGAUUGCCCUUGUUAGUCCAUGAUGGUCUUGGAAAGAAAACCAAGCAAGCAAGCAAACUUCUAUCUAUUCUAUAGUAAUAUUUUAUUAUACACGACUGGUAUUUUUGUGGUGGGGGAGUGAGACGCUCCUGACAGAUCCGGAAGGUGGUAACCGAUUGUAUUUUACCUGUAAAGGUUUAGAACUUUAGAAAACACUGACUUUCCCCAUCUAUUUCUGAAAGGUUCUUUGUGGAUUUAUAUAUAUAGUCAGGAUGCAUAAACAUUAACUUCAGGCCUGAGACUUAAAAUACCUAUUGUAAGAUAGAAGCAUUAUGUUAUGAGGCUGAAUUCAUUGCAGAAGAUGAGAUUCACUUCAUAAGUGUCAUUAUACCUUAGCUAUUCGCUUCUGAUAAUCUAAAAGUGGCUAGAGCGUGCAUGUUCUGGGUAACAUGACUCCGAGGCGAGAAAGCUUCAGUUAAGCGAGGAACAACGCGAACUCAGUUAAGAAUGCUAAAACGGAAGUCUCUUUCUGAAGUAUUCCAUGGCCCUUCGGAUCCUUUCCAGGCAGCUGACUGUCAACUGUUCAUUAAAAAAAAAAAAAAAAAAAAAAUCAGGACGUUGUAUGAUGCUUGUGUGGCCGUCGUUUCACGAUGUCUAGACCGCUGGAGUCCACAAGCCUGGAAGGAUCCCCAGGGCAGACUUCUCCCAGCUGUCCAUAUCACUUCAGUAUAGCCAUGGAAUUCAGAUGCUUUUUGUGUUUGCUACACGGUGUCCCGUUCACAGAGUACACGCUUCUUUGUAAUCCAGUUGCUGUAAAGAAUGAUUUGCUUUGAAGGUAAAGAGAAAGCCGCAUCACAGUCCCAUUUCUUCGGUGUCCAUACAAUGAAUGGCGGAGCCUUUAGAGGCAGCACCAGACCUGUGGCAGGCGUGGUGUGGACAUGUUGGCCUUUGACCUGUGAUGGGAAUAGAGAACUAAACCAAUGUGCAGUUUGGAUUCUGUUCGCUUCAAAAAUGUGCAGUUGUGGUUGAUGAUUCAUUUGCAAGGUUGUGCUCACUUUGAGAGCAGACGGUUUGGGUGGAAACGAUGUUUUUCGAAAUGAAGGGGCUUCUAGAAUGAUACGAUGUUAUGAACAUAAUUUGGCUUUUGUUAUGCAAAUUAACACCAGCUAUUAAAAUACAUUUUAGUAGAAAUGCUUUAAUUCAUGUUUUUUUCCUCUACACUGUGAAUCUUUCAGCCUUGGUGAACUAGAGCAACAUCGUGCUGCCCAAAGGACUAACCUAUGCAAACUAGUUCACAUUUUAGUGGAUGUCACAGUAAUUGUGUACUAAGACAUUAUUUCCCCCGGGAUAAUGUACAACGGCACUGAAAUAACACCUUAAGCCGAGCAUCAUGUAUGUUUAGUAUAGUCACUCACAGACCCUUCAAGGCUACUAUAAUCAUUAGUAGUGGUAUUUGUUGAAAAAGCAAAUCGCCGACUGAUCUAUUAAAUCUCCCUGAACGAUGUCAGAACAAGAAUGACAGGUGGAUGUGUCGGCCAUGGCUUCAAUGUGGUCACUGCAGAUGUUCUGUGAUACAACUGUGUUCGGAUGCACUCUCUUCAGGGUAUUAUUAUUCUGUGUCUUCUUUCUGUAUUUGUAAGACAUUAGAACGCUUUAAUUUCCUAUCUCUACACAUUCGGUUUGCUUAAAUAAAUGCAGGAUAUAACAAAAUGG
Lynx canadensis (Canada lynx) is the source of this 8384-nucleotide messenger RNA. It is a transcript of the gene NEBL, whose product is annotated as nebulette. The record is from RefSeq and is a predicted model, not a curated record. Lineage: Eukaryota; Metazoa; Chordata; Mammalia; Carnivora; Felidae. Bases 361 to 3195 code for a protein of 944 amino acids. Gene Ontology annotation, biological process: cardiac muscle thin filament assembly. Gene Ontology annotation, cellular component: focal adhesion; Z disc. Gene Ontology annotation, molecular function: actin filament binding. The transcript is spliced from 29 exons.